AUGGCGGAAGCUAGCUCGUGGUGGACAGAUCCGCCGUCGCCUGAGCCCUCCGGAAACGCUCCCACAUUCGAGUCCAAACCAUUGGAAGACUCAGCAUUACCAGACCCGGACAAUGAGCAGCUGCUUACCAGGCGUAUACAUAUCCUAGGUCUCGGGAGCAUCGGAACACUUGUCGCCCAUUCUUUGAGAUGUUUACCCAAUCCUCCUCCGAUCACCCUAAUGAUUCACCGUCAAGAGCAAUAUGAAGUGUUCAAAAGAGGCGGCCGUACUAUCAGUUUGAUAAAUAAGCAAAACGAGAUCAAUGACGAGCAAAUUGGAUACGAUGUUGACCUGUUCAAUGGCUAUGCAGAGGACGGCAAGGCGCAAUGGGAUUACAUUCCUGACAAGCGUUUGGACCAACCGCCGACCAAUCCUGUCGAGGAAGGCGAGAAGAUGCCAUCCGGCGAGCUCUACAUCUACAGCUUGAUAGUUGCCGUCAAGGGUCCCACCACUGUUGCUGCGCUGCGCUCUGUCAGACACCGUGUCAACGCAAAGACGACCAUCUGUUUUAUGCAGAAUGGGCUUGGCCAGAUUGACGAACUCAAUCGAGAGGUUUUCACCGAUCCUCAAACACGCCCGACCUACAUGCUGGGAAUUGUUGCCCAUGGCGCAUACAUGUCGCAGCCUUGUACAGUCGUCCACGCUGGCUACGGUACAAUAGCUUUAGGCAUAUAUCGAGAUCCCGAUCGUUUCCCUCUUCCUCCCAAGGGGCCAGUGCGGCAUCUGUGGGAGUUAUCGGAAGAAGAGAGGAAGAAGCAUCAUCCUACCGACAAGGAACUCUUUGCGAGCCUCUCUUCACGUUACCUUCUCCGCACCUUGACCAGAUCGCCGGUGCUGGCAUGCGCUGCGUUUCCAUACUUGGACCUACUGCAACUGCAGCUCGAAAAGCUGUCCUCAAACUGCGUCUUAAACCCUCUCACUGCCCUCCUCGAUGUUCCCAAUGGAGCGCUGCUCAACAACGAGGACCUGCUCUCCGUUCAAAGGCUUCUCCUUGCGGAGAUAUCUCUCGUCAUCCGGGGUCUACCCGAGCUGGAAGGUAUCCCAAAUGUGCAGCACCGAUUCUCUUCUAGGCGACUGGAGCAGUUGUUCGUGGGCGUGACCAAGCGGACGGCACAAAACUCAAGCAGCAUGCGGGAGGACUUCCGGCAUGGCAAGAAACCAGAGAUCGACUACAUCAAUGGCUACAUCAUCAAGCGGGGCGAGCAACAAGGCAUCAAGUGUGCUCUAAAUUUCAUGCUCACGCAGCUCAUCAAAGGCAAAAAUUUCUUGAGGACUGGCACCGGCCUGCCCUAUGGCACCACACAGAUCCAAAGUGAGGUCGACCCGCAUCGCCCUGACUCAGUCACCAUCACCGACAAUAGUACUCCCCCGAGAGACAGCAUAAGGUGA
Messenger RNA from Fonsecaea multimorphosa CBS 102226, 1428 nucleotides. RefSeq lists its product as uncharacterized. Gene Ontology annotation, cellular component: mitochondrion; cytoplasm. Gene Ontology annotation, biological process: pantothenate biosynthetic process. NCBI's taxonomy places the organism in Eukaryota, Fungi, Ascomycota, Eurotiomycetes, Chaetothyriales, Herpotrichiellaceae. Gene Ontology annotation, molecular function: NADP binding; 2-dehydropantoate 2-reductase activity. The transcript has a single exon. Bases 1 to 1428 code for a protein of 475 amino acids. The record is from RefSeq and is a predicted model, not a curated record.